AUGGACGGUGCUCUUGAGGCGCAGUAUGCCAUCGCUACGGGUAAGCUCUUGUCACUCUCCGAGCAGCAGCUUAUCGAUUGUAGUUCCAGCUAUGGGAAUGAGGGUUGUAGCGGAGGACUCAUGGAGAAUGCUUAUACAUACAUAAAGUCAGCUGGCCUCGAUCAAGAGUCAACCUAUCCUUAUAUUGCUAAAAACAACGCCUGUCAAGUCCCUCUUGAGAAACGGUCUGACGGCAUCCCGGCUGGGGAGGUUACCGGCUUUCACAUGCUAGAUCAGACCGAGCAGGGCUUGAUGAAAGCGCUGGCGGAUGCUCCGGUCUCCAUCGCCAUGUAUGCCUCGGAUCCCGAUUUCCGCUUCUACCAAUCCGGAGUGUAUUCGUCUAAAACCUGUCAUGGACGUAUUGAUCACGGUGUUGUGGCGGUUGGUUAUGGCACCGAGAAUGGAGAAGAUUACUUUGUUAUCAGAAAUUCUUGGGGAUCCUCUUGGGGCCAAGAUGGAUACUUCUAUUUGAAGCGAGGAGUUUCUGGUUACGGUGAAUGCAACAUACUCGAGUAUAUGUGUGUUGCGACGCUCAAGUCUCACUAA
Perkinsus marinus ATCC 50983 is the source of this 585-nucleotide messenger RNA. Its product is annotated as thiolproteinase SmTP1, putative. NCBI's taxonomy places the organism in Eukaryota, Perkinsozoa, Perkinsida, Perkinsidae. Gene Ontology annotation, cellular component: lysosome. The record is from RefSeq and is a predicted model, not a curated record. Gene Ontology annotation, molecular function: cysteine-type endopeptidase activity. The transcript is spliced from 7 exons. Bases 1 to 585 code for a protein of 194 amino acids.